Molecule: messenger RNA, 2568 nt
Organism: Tyto alba (common barn owl)
Lineage: Eukaryota; Metazoa; Chordata; Aves; Strigiformes; Tytonidae
Product: granulocyte-macrophage colony-stimulating factor receptor subunit alpha
Exons: 11
Coding region: 25-1230 (401 amino acids)
Biological process (GO): cytokine-mediated signaling pathway
Cellular component (GO): external side of plasma membrane; membrane
Molecular function (GO): protein binding; cytokine receptor activity
Source: RefSeq, a predicted model, not a curated record
UUGCCUCUUUCCAGAGAAGAAAAGAUGUUUGAUACUCUUGGACUCAUCUGCAUGAUUUGGUGGUAUAUGAUGCUAUUUCAUCCCUUGCAUGCUGACAUCCAGUGUACGAGGUCAGAGGCACGAGAAUCACCUAUUAGAAAUGUGAAAAUGAAUUGGAGAAAAAUGGAAUUGUCCUGGGAGAGCAGCCAGAAUUUCUCUAAGUACAAAUGUACCAUCAUGGACAGGGACAUGGAAUUUAUAGUUAAAGAGGUGAAUAUUUCACUGUGCAGGUUUCCAGUGAAACAAUACGUGCCUCUGCACAAAGGGUUAUUCUUUACCAUUGAAGUGCCAGACACGAACAUCUCAGAAAACUGCAUCUUUAUCCCUGGAGGCAUGAAUGGGUCAGCCAUUGAAAACUUCUCCUGUGUGAUUUAUAACAUUUCCCUCAUGAAGUGCUCUUGGCAGGCAGGCAGGGAUGCUCCAGGAGAUACCCAAUAUUUUCUCUACUGGAAGAACUCAAGAGAUGGUGAUGUGAUGGAAUGUGAGCUUUACAUUAAAGAUGAAAAUGGAAGAAACAUGGGAUGUAGAUUCCAAAAUGUGACAAUAGAGCUUGAAAAAGCUUACUUCCUGGUGAACGGGUCUAGCAAAGAAACACCGAUCCAGUUCUAUGAUGAGUAUGUUGAACUGUAUCAAAUUGAAACACUCACUCCUCCAUUAAAUGUCACUGUCAAUUGUACCAGAGAUUCAGCAGGUUGCAUAAUUACAUGGCAACCACCUCUUACAAGUCAUGUGGAAAAUACAGAGUGUUUUCAGUAUGAAAUUAGCAUACAAAAUAAGGAUGAGCCCAAAGAAGAGAAAAAGGAUCCUCCUGUAAGAGUAAGGAGCAACAGAUAUGAAUUCCAAAAUUACAAUGAGAAAAAAAAAUACAUCCUGAAAAUCAGAGCACGCGGAAAAUACUGUCUCAUAAGCUCAAACUGGGGGGAAUGGAGUGAACCCAUUGAAUUUGGUCGAGGGAAAGAUUACUUUAUUUUUGUGAUUUUAUUCCUGAUAGCAGUUGGAACAAUCUCAGUGACACUGCUCCCAUACUGUCUUUUCAAGAGGUAUUGCAGUUUGAAGAACAUAUUUUCUCCCAUACCUCAACCGAGAGACAAAUUUAAUGCAUCAACAGAUGAAGAUAUCCAGGCAGAAUACGUAAAUCUACCAAAAAAGAGUUGUACUGAGGAGAUAACUAUGGUUGAAGAGAUGACCUAACUUUCCAAAAAGACACACUUGGAUUCCCCAACAUGAAAGGAAACCAUGGAUCUUCCUGACAAGUAGUUCAAACCACACUAGAAAUUAAUAUAAUCACCUGUAAAACUAUUUGUCCCAUCAAAAUCCACCUAAAACGGAGCAGGGGAAAGAAGUGGAGAAAAUUAGUAAAAUUUGUUCUUUUCCCUUUGUUGGGAGACACAGCACCCGGUAGCUAAGCUUUUCUGCAAAUGCCUACUGUGAAGACUUGCUUAAACCUUGCUGAGAUUUUCUUCACAAGACAAAGCUCCUCAUCAAAAACAAAUAAACUUGCUAUUUCCCAUCUUCACUGUUAUGAGGCUUCUUUCCUCUGAAUUUCAUUUCCUAUAGGACAAGAGGACUCAUUAAGAAUGCCGGAGUAGUUAAUUUUCCCAGCUUAUAAUUUUUAUAUAUUUUCUGAACCUAAAUAGAAUAACUUGCUAUUUAAAAUUGCCCUUCAACCUUGCAACCAGCAAUACCAAACUGUCAUAAUAUAUUCAAUAAAUUUUAUGCAAAACAGAAAACUGGAAAUGACAUUUGCCAAAAGUAACUUAAUGCUGAGCUGCCAGUCAGCUAUUUCAUGAGCUCGGUAUUUCCAAUGCAAAUGUGAACCUCUACAAUACGGAAUUAAGUCACAGAUAUUAAAUCAUAAAAAAAAACCACAAAAACCAAAAAACACUAACAGUUGUGAGAAUUGGAAUAAAAUCUGUAAUCAGAUUUAAUAACUGGAUUUUAAAUGUAAAGAUCUCCUCAUACCAAUGCAUUUUCUUUAUUCCCUUCAAAUACAAGCCCUAUUUGCAAUGCCUGUUAAAAAUAAUACACUUCAGAUGCCAGAAUUUUCUUCCACAAAUUCCAGAUCUUUUCCUGUUGUUAAUUUUUCAAAAUAAGUACAUUUCAACAAGUGUUUCAAUAAGGGAGGAAAAAAAAAUGCUGUUUUUUAAAAGUCUCAUUUAUUGUUUGCCUCAUGUUCCCACACUGCAUAAUCACACAUUGAAAAUUGCUGCUGCAUGACUAAGGGAAGCCAUAUACUUUAAAAAAAAAAAAAAAAUGAACACCAAGUAGUACAUGCUGAACGCACAGCAUAAGUAAAUUGCAGUUCGGCUUAAAAACACACCUACACUUGCAUUGAUUUGCCUAUUUCUUCUGGUGAAAGUCUAGUUCUGGAAGAGAGGGGGUAAAUGGAGUGAAAAAUGUCCUCUCCCUUUCAGAGGCUGCUCAAGUAAUCGUCAUGUUUGGUUCUCCUUCACACAGCUUGGGCCAUCAUACACUCACAGUGAGGUUAGGUGAGGUAUCCUAUCAUCAUCUCUACCUUUCAAGCCACUC